GCAGCUGCAUCGGUUGCCACAGAUAAAACCCAAGUAGAUUUUGAUAGAGUGAUUGAAAACAUCAAAGAACUGAAUAUCAUCGCUGGAGAAGGCCUGAAAGAGGUGAAACAUACGGCAGGUGGUGCUAGGCUGCAAACAAAAGAACAUGUACCACUCACACUGUACGCUAAUGGAAUUUUCAUGUUCAACGGUCCAUUCAGAUUCUAUGAAGACCCCAGUACUAAGAUGUGUAUCCAGGAUCUAACUGAUGGAUUUUUCCCAACGGAAUUGAAAACACAAUAUCCUGAUGGAACACCGUUCUUGGUAACUGAUAAACGAGAAGUAUACUACCAAGACCCACGGCAUAGGGAAUAUUUUCCCGGUGCUGGCCAGACGUUAGGAGGCACCAAGGUACCAAGUAAACUCAUUCCAACGAAUCUUGAUAAGGGAACAUCAAUGGAUGCAUCUACCAUACAUUCUAAUAUAGUAACUAUCACUAGUGAAACACCAGCCCCUAAAUUAUCAUUAGACCAGUUCUUGGAGAAGCUACCUCAAAGCAUUGUGAAAAAUGGCAACGUCAUUGAUAUUCGGUCGUCUAUCAGCAGCCAAUUGGCGUCAAAUUCUGAGUCGGGCCCUCAAGUUACCAUCCUAGACACCCCUAUUGUAAAAUCAAUCAAGGAACGUGUUAACAACCCCGCUUCAGCACAUGAGAAAUCUGCAAACAGGGCAUCCCGUCCAUCAUCAGCUCGCAAUGUAGCCACUCUACGCGUGAAAUCUGAAGCGGGUAAUGAAACGUACAUUCUAAAGUUAGCAUAUGAAGAUACAAUAGGAGAUGUUAGGAGGUACAUUGAUCAGCACAGGUAAU
Messenger RNA from Anneissia japonica, 844 nucleotides. RefSeq names its product UBX domain-containing protein 11-like. Gene Ontology annotation, biological process: proteasome-mediated ubiquitin-dependent protein catabolic process. The record is from RefSeq and is a predicted model, not a curated record. NCBI's taxonomy places the organism in Eukaryota, Metazoa, Echinodermata, Crinoidea, Comatulida, Comatulidae. The coding region runs from base 181 to 843 and encodes 220 amino acids. The transcript has 4 exons. Gene Ontology annotation, molecular function: ubiquitin binding.